This is a messenger RNA of Hepatospora eriocheir, 306 nucleotides long. The record is from the annotation of a GenBank genome assembly. NCBI's taxonomy places the organism in Eukaryota, Fungi, Microsporidia, Hepatosporidae.
AUGAAAGAGAAUUUUUUUACUAAAGUAAAUGAGAAAUUAUGCAAAUGUGUAGGAAUUUGCACCACACCCAAGCGGUGUCAUAAAGAAGCAGUGAGAGAAACGUUGUCUGAACUUUUUAGAAAGAAUCGACUUCCUGGAUAUUACUCAGAACCAAAUUAUGGCAAUAAGAAGUCUAGAAAGAAAAUUAAACAGAUAGAUAAAGAAAUGGAAGUUGCUCGUUUUUUGGUCUUUUUAAAAAGAAAUAAAAUUUACUUUGAUUAUUUUGAUGUCAUUUAUCUUUAUUUAUUUUUAAUAUUAAAAUUGUAA